This is a messenger RNA of Cylindrotheca closterium, 1524 nucleotides long. NCBI's taxonomy places the organism in Eukaryota, Bacillariophyta, Bacillariophyceae, Bacillariales, Bacillariaceae. The record is from the annotation of a GenBank genome assembly.
AUGACAAGACACUGUAGUGUUAUCGCUGCACUGGUCAGCAUGCUCUUGGCUCAGAAAUAUGUCACGGUCGAAGGUGAACGGGUGAAUGUUGAUUUUGUGCCCGAGAACCUUCCAUCACUGGAUUGUCUAACCUAUGAGACUGUUGCGGAAGCAAAAGAAGCAUGCAAAGGAACAUUCUUGAUGUGGGGGGAAUAUUUUGAAGACGUCUCGAGAUUUCAAAGCAAGAUCAGCCUUUUUCAGUACGGAAAUGAGUCGGAAAUGAUGGAAGCCGCAAACUACGGCCCAUACUAUUGCAGUGGUUGUAGUACAAACUCUUCCGUAGAUUAUGGGUUCAUCGGAGGGAAAGAGAGCGAGCAGCUUCCAGGCACCAUUUUUGGGUUUUCGGUGGAAGAAGCCCUUCCCACUACUGUUUAUUGUGGCGGAGGCGAUGUCGAAGUCGAAACAGUCGACGAUCUUUCGUGUGGGGCCCUUCAGCGAUAUUGUGAAGAGCAAAAGCUAGGAUGGCUAACAUAUGCCAGUACGUUCGAGACUGCAACGGGCGUCUUCACAUGCAGUGGCGGUUGUGCAGGUUCAUCGUUGUUUGCAGGCCAAAAGAUUGCACCAUUGCCGGGAAACGAAACGGAUUUCCUUUCCUGGCCCAUGAUUGUCAUGUGGUCGAUGAUUGCUUUAUUUUUGUUGGCCUCGGCUACAUUGGACUAUCGCCUCUUUGACGGCAAGUUUUUUGAAUGGAUGAAGCGUUACUAUCUUCACAUGUUUGGAUACAUCAACAUCAAAGGCGAAAGGUUGAAGUUCUGCUCUGUCUUUAAGAAUCCGUUCGAAUGUCUCUGUUUCAUAUGCCAACGCGAUGAACGCUCGUCCGUUCUAUGGUUUCGCUUCUUAUCGGUAACAGUUCUUUCCUUUGGCGUAUCGAUUCUGUUUGGAGAUGCCUCAAAGCAUGACCAUGUCUGCUUUUUUGACAGCACUCAAGACACAGCAUAUCCACUAUUCUCAGAUAUGCUGGACAAGUCAAUAUGGGAUGACCUGUAUGGUCAGAAGGAUGGUCCAGGACUUGGAGACUGGCCCGUUGUUCAGUUUAGCAUUGACUGGGUUCUCUCGGAACUUGCAAUUCUGUUGUUUGCAACAUCACAAGAAAUCCUAAUUUACAACCUGAUUCGAGGCGAGCUGAUGAAGGACAUCGCUGCAGCAGUCUUCAUGCUCUCCUUCUCUUUUAUAUUCACGAUAUGUGCGUAUGCGUACUAUCUGGAAGAGGUGCACUUGGAGAAUCUAUACAUUAUGUGGCUGGCACUACUCGUCGUUUCCUAUGUCAUCGUACCAAUCUUUGGAGCCAAUGCUUACAUCUUUGCAGCAUUGACAGUGCGAUGCUUCGGGUGGAAGAUCCCUGAAUCCGACGAAGAGCGCAAAUCAAGAACUAAGAUUGAUCAUUUUGAUGAAUCGUUUUCAAAAGAUCCGUCAAGAGCCUCAAAAAUUAAGAGGAAUUCGACAGAUAGAAAAUCGACAGCUUCAAAAAGGGGAUCUAGCGCAUAG